AAUACUGGCUGGCGGGCGGAAGUGCAGGCCUGCUUGAGGUAUGCCGUGAGGCGUCGGCUGGGCGCUGCGCGUGGCGGGUCUCCGAGACUUAGUCUCGGAGGGCCGCCAUGGCCAGCGUCCACGAGAGCCUCUAUUUCAAUCCAAUGAUGACCAAUGGAGUGGUGCACGCCAACGUGUUCGGCAUCAAGGACUGGGUGACGCCAUAUAAGAUCGCGGUACUGGUGUUGCUGAACGAGAUGGGCCGCAAGGGCGAGGGCGCGGUCAGCCUCCUGGAGCGGCGGAAGCUCAACCAGCUACUCCUGCCGCUGCUGCAGGGCCCAGACAUUACACUGUCAAAACUAUACAAGUUAAUUGAAGACUCUUGUCCUCAGCUGGCAAAUUCAGUACAGAUCAGAAUCAAACUGAUGGCUGAAGGCGAAUUGAAGGAUAUGGAACAAUUUUUUGAUGACCUUUCAGAUUCUUUUUCUGGAACUGAACCAGAGGUUCACAAAACAAGUGUAGUAGGUUUAUUUCUGCGUCACAUGAUCUUGGCCUACAGUAAACUUUCUUUCAGUCAAGUGUUUAAACUAUACACUGCCCUUCAACAGUACUUCCAAAAUGGUGAGAAAAAGACAGUGGAGGAUACUGAGAUGGAGCUGACAAGUAGAGAGGAAGGAGAAAGAAAAAUGGAAAAAGAAGAACUUGAUGUGUCCGUAAGAGAAGAAGAGGUAUCUUGCAGUGGACCUCUAUCUCAAAAACAAGCAGAAUUUUUUCUUUCUCAGCAGGCUUCUUUGUUAAAGAAUGAUGAGACUAAAGCCCUCACUCCAGCUUCCUUGCAGAAAGAAUUGAACAACUUGUUGAAAUUUAAUCCUGAUUUUGCUGAAGCGGUAAGUCUUUUCUGGAAUUUGUUGCUGAGAUGGAAGAAGGUCAAGGCUGUUUGGUAUAUUAAAUACAAAAAGUUUGAUUCAUCUGUCAUUAGUCAACAGGCAGAGCUCGCCCUGCAGGAGGCAAUUAGGAUUGCCCAGGAGUCCAACGAUCACGUGUGUCUCCAGCACUGUUUGAGCUGGCUUUAUGUGCUGGGGCAGAAGAGAUCCGAUAGCUAUGUUCUGCUGGAGCAUUCUGUGAAGAAAGCAGUACAUUUUGGGUUACCGUACCUCGCCUCCCUGGGAAUACAGUCCCUUGUUCAACAGAGAGCUUUUGCUGGGAAGACGGCCAACAAACUGAUGGAUGCCCUAAAGGACUCUGACCUCCUGCACUGGAAACACAGCCUGUCGGAGCUCAUCGAUAUCAGCAUCGCCCAGAAAACGGCCAUCUGGAGACUUUAUGGCCGCAGCACUAUGGCACUGCAGCAAGCCCAGAUGUUGCUGAGCAUGAAUAGCCUGGAGUCAGUGAAUUCCGGAGUGCAGCAGAACAACACAGAGUCCUUUGCUGUCGCGCUCUGUCAUCUUGCAGAGCUACACGCAGAGCAGGGCUGUUUUGCCGCAGCUGCUGAAGUAUUAAAGCACUUGAAGGAACGAUUCCCACCUAAUACCCAACAUGCCCAGUUAUGGAUGCUAUGUGAUCAAAAAAUACAAUUUGACAGAGCAAUGAAUGAUGGCAAAUAUCAUUUGGCUGAUUCACUUGUCACAGGAAUCACAGCUCUUAAUGGCAUAGAAGGUGUAUAUAGAAAAGCAGUUGUACUACAAGCUCAGAACCAAAUGUCAGAGGCACACAAGCUUUUACAAAAAUUGUUGACAUACUGUCAGAAAUUAAAGAACACAGAAAUGGUGAUCAGUGUCCUGCUUUCGGUGGCAGAGCUGUAUUGGCGAUCUUCCUCCCCUACCAUUGCGAUGCCUGUGCUGCUGCAGGCUCUGGCCCUUUCCAAGGAGUAUCGGUUACAGUACUUGGCCUCCGAAACCGUGCUGAAUUUGGCUUUUGCCCAGCUCAUCCUUGGAAUCCCAGAACAAGCCUUAACCCUCCUCCACAUGGCCAUCGAGCCCAUCCUGGCUGAUGGGGCUAUCUUGGACAAAGGCCGUGCCAUGUUCUUAGUAGCCAAGUGCCAGGUGGCUUCAGCAGCUUCCUAUGAUCCACCAAAGAAAGCAGAAGCUCUGGAGGCCGCCAUCGAGAACCUCAAUGAAGCCAAGAACUAUUUUGCAAAAGUUGACUGCAAAGAGCGAAUUAGGGACGUCGUUUACUUCCAGGCCAGACUGUACCACACCCUGGGGAAGACACAGGAGAGGAACCGGUGUGCGAUGCUCUUCCGACAGCUGCAUCAGGAACUGCCCUCCCACGGGGUGCCUUUGAUAAACCAUCUCUAGAGAACACAUUUUUACUGGCCUAUGGCCAGAGUUUAAGACAGACUUUGUGCUCCACCCACCAUAUCAAUGGUGUAUCCAUGACACCCUAUCUUGGUAAUAAACUAUGUUCUGAUCA
Ictidomys tridecemlineatus (thirteen-lined ground squirrel) is the source of this 2391-nucleotide messenger RNA. NCBI's taxonomy places the organism in Eukaryota, Metazoa, Chordata, Mammalia, Rodentia, Sciuridae. The record is from RefSeq and is a predicted model, not a curated record.